Molecule: messenger RNA, 294 nt
Organism: Leptosia nina
Lineage: Eukaryota; Metazoa; Arthropoda; Insecta; Lepidoptera; Pieridae
Source: the annotation of a GenBank genome assembly
AUGCACCCCUAUCAUACAAAAUGCGAUGGGCAGACGAUGGGCCAGAAAACAUGCGACACUCCAGAAGGAUAUUUAUUGGGUUAUACAUGCGGCUGGUCCCGUUGUGACUGCAACGCCGAAUUAGUUUUUGAUGAAAAAUCCGGAUAUUGCGUGACCCGGGCUUACUGCGAACAAAAUAGUUUUCCAGAUAAAGUGCGCAGACGACACGGCGACACCGACCAGGAGAGACGUCGUAAGAAGAAACCGUCUUCAAGGAUCAGGAUCCCCGAAGAAAAUGAACCCUUUGUAGAGUGA